This is a messenger RNA of Erpetoichthys calabaricus (reedfish), 3358 nucleotides long. It is a transcript of the gene tbk1, whose product is annotated as TANK-binding kinase 1. Gene Ontology annotation, molecular function: ATP binding; protein serine/threonine kinase activity. Bases 113 to 2281 code for a protein of 722 amino acids. The record is from RefSeq and is a predicted model, not a curated record. Gene Ontology annotation, biological process: peptidyl-serine phosphorylation. The transcript has 21 exons. NCBI's taxonomy places the organism in Eukaryota, Metazoa, Chordata, Cladistia, Polypteriformes, Polypteridae. Gene Ontology annotation, cellular component: cytoplasm.
UCCUAAUUAGGCGUCCAGGAAAAGAUGACGCUCUCCGCGCAGUUGAGAUGCAACACGUGACCAGAGCCUGUCAUAAGCAGCCAGAUUUUCCAGGUUUUCUGGAGACAAAGAUAUGCAAAGCACAGCAAACUACCUAUGGCUGGUAUCAGAUCUUCUUGGACAGGGAGCUACAGCCAAUGUCUUCAGAGGAAGACACAAGAAAACUGGUGAUCUUUAUGCUGUGAAAGUUUUCAACAGUCUCAGCUUUCUUCGUCCUUUGGAUGUCCAAAUGAGGGAGUUUGAAGUGUUAAAGAAGCUAAAUAACAAGAAUAUUGUGAAGCUCUUUGCUGUUGAAGAGGAGACCAGCACAAGAAACAAAGUGCUUGUUAUGGAGUACUGUCCUUAUGGAAGCCUUUAUACAGUGCUGGAAGAAUCUUCAAAUGCGUAUGGCCUCCGGGAAGAAGAAUUUCUGAUUGUGCUUCGAGAUGUUGUGGCAGGAAUGAAUCAUUUACGUGAAUAUGGAAUUGUCCAUCGUGAUAUCAAACCAGGUAAUAUCAUGCGGACUAUUGGAGAUGAUGGACAUUCUGUAUACAAACUGACUGAUUUUGGUGCAGCACGGGAAUUGGAGGAUGAUGAACAAUUUGUUUCACUUUAUGGAACAGAAGAAUAUCUACAUCCAGACAUGUAUGAACGUGCUGUUCUCAGGAAAGAUCAUCAGAAGAAAUAUGGUGCUACUGUUGACUUGUGGAGCAUUGGAGUCACAUUUUACCAUGCUGCCACAGGCAGUUUGCCUUUUAGACCAUAUGAAGGACCACGUAGGAAUAAGGAAGUAAUGUACAAAAUUAUCACAGAAAAACCUCCUGGAACAAUAUGUGGUGUCCAGAAAUCAGAAAAUGGGAAAAUAGAGUGGAAUUCAGAAAUGCCCGUUUCAUGUAGUCUUUCCAAGGGCUUGCAAAUCCUGUUGACACCAAUUUUAGCAAAUAUUUUGGAAGCAGAUCAAGAAAAAUGUUGGAGAUUUGAUCAGUUCUUUGCUGAAACAAACGAUAUUUUGCAUAGAAUGGUAAUCCAUGUCUUCUCCUUGCAACAAGCCAGUCUUCAUCUUAUCUAUAUUCACAAACAUAUCAAGGCUACAGUAUUUCAAGACAUGUUGUUCCGAAGGACAAAUAUUGCUCCUCAGAAUCAGGAGCUGAUUUAUGAUGGCCGUCGCCUGGUGCUUGAUCCUAACAGGCAAGCUCAGAGUUUUCCAAAAACCUCAGAGGAAAAUCCAAUCUUCGUGGUAAGCCAUGAACUGGUCAGCAUCAUUGGGCUCCCAUAUGAGGAAUUGCCUACUCCUAAAUUGCCACCACGUUAUGAUUUGGAUUUGGACUGCAGCUGUGCAAAGACCACUGCAGGUGAUGUCAGCUACAUGUGCAAGAUUUCAAGUUCUCUUCUGCUGCAUCAAGAAUUAGUUAGAAAAGGAGUACGAAAUUUAAUUGAAAUCAUGAAGGAGGAUUAUAACGAAGUUGUGCAUAAAAAAUCAGAGAUUUUCCAAAUGUGUGAUUUCUGUAGUAGGAUUCUGGAAAAAACUGAGCAACUCUAUGAAGUAUUGAUGCAAGCCAGUCUGUUGUCAUCAGAAAUCAAAGAAAUCCCAGAAAUGAAAAAGACGAUCAUGUGUCUUUCUACUUCAUUGACAUCCUUGGACAGUACUCUUCAAGACUUAAAAAAACAACUUUUGCCAGGGGGUUUGCUGUCAGAUAAUUGGAUUCAGCAAGAAGGUACCCAUUAUGAAGACAGAAACCCUGAAAGAAUGAAAGUAAUACUGGAUUCCAUCACAGCGAUUUAUCAGCAAUUUAAGAAAGAUAAAGCUGAACGACGUCUGCCUUAUAAUGAAGAACAGAUUCAUAAAUUUGACAAGCAGAAACUUCUGUUGCAUUCAACAAAAGCAAGGACCUUAUUUAAUGAUGAAUGCAUCCAGAAAUAUCAGGUUUUUCUCUCAAAGGCAGAUGACUGGAUGAGAAAAGCACAUCAUAUAAGAAAACAUUUCCUCAGUCUUACAAACCAAUUCAUUAAUGUUGAGCAACAGGUGUCUGAACUACUGGAACGGGUUUGUGAGUUGCAGGAUAUGUUGCCACAGAAGAUCCUUCCAGUGCCAUCGAAUGAAAGAAAACCUCAAAUAUACCUCAGUCAGAACACCCUGGUAGAAAUGACAUUGGGUAUGAGAAAAUUAAAAGAAGAAAUGGAAGGAGUUGAGAAGGAGCUAGCUGAAAAUAACCGGUUUCUGGAGAGGUUCGGGACCUUGACCAUCGAUGGUGGACGGAUAUAACUUUUUAAAUACUUUCAUUUUUAAUUUCUAAAUGCUUUUUUUUUUAAAAAAGAUAACUUUAAUACCUUGUCUGCUUGAUUUACUCUUUAUGUAUAUAAUAUGCUAUAAAUAUGUAAAGAACAUUCCUUCUUAACUUUUCUGGCAAACUGUUUGUUGUUUCCAAUGUUGCAUAUAAAGAUGGCCAGUGACUGUCUGCCGUCUGUCUUUGGAGGAUAUUUAUGAUUGAGGAGGUGGUCAGUUUAUAAGACAUUUAGACUUGGCACACUUUGAUUGGAGAGGCAUAUAAAAAGAUUGUAGUAACAAUUAAAAACAUCUUUGAGAUACAACAAUUGUAAUAAAAAUGUAAAUACAUUUCAACCUUAAAACCACAGAUUCUGAAGUACUGCUCAUGUGAAGUUGGCUGUGUUUAUUAGUGUUAUCUCCACUAAUACAGGUGGCUUCCCCCUCCUUCUGAACAUUACUGUGAUUUCAUACACUUUACAUGGUAGCUUUGUAGCUUCAUACUCCUGUGUUAGCAAUGUGCCACUUUGGGAAGGGUAGUUCCCACAUUAUGUUGCAUAAAAUAGGAAGUUGGAAAAAAAAUUCAUAAAAACUUACAUGCUAUAAAAUAUGUUUACAUUUUUAAAAUGAAUAUAAAACUAUUGGGAAUGUUAGAAGUAUGUACUAUAUAUAAUACACUGAAAAAGAAAAAUCAUUUAAGAACUUGUUGAAAGUUGCAUAUUGACCUGAACAGUGGAUUCUUCAAGCAGACACAUUAUUCAUCUGAAGCAAAUUCAAAAUAUGGUGCAGACCUGCCCAAAUAUUAGCUUGAUCAAGAGAGACUGGCAGAAUUUUUUUUUUAUGUUUAUGGCUUAUAAAGCUUACAUAAAAUGAUUACACUGUAAUAUUUUGUACAGAAGAACAUUUAAGUACUGUAACUGUGUAGCCUUCUAUAUGUAUAUUAUUGAAUGCCAAAGUAAAAUCUGUGCUGUGUUACAUGACUGGUGUAUUCUGCACUAUUAAUGCUUCUAAUUAAAGGGCAAUUUACUGUUUUCAAAUACAUAGUGAGGAAAAAUAAAGUGAAUUUACAAUGUCAUA